Brassica oleracea var. oleracea is the source of this 848-nucleotide messenger RNA. RefSeq lists its product as uncharacterized. NCBI's taxonomy places the organism in Eukaryota, Viridiplantae, Streptophyta, Magnoliopsida, Brassicales, Brassicaceae. Bases 1 to 624 code for a protein of 207 amino acids. The transcript has a single exon. The record is from RefSeq and is a predicted model, not a curated record.
AUGGAGAAGAGCGUACCAAUAAGCAAGAAGCUAUGGAACCUCGUACGUUUUGUCAUGUACAUGUUACACAAAGGCAUCUCAAAGCAAAAGCUCCUGGCUGAAUUUAACGCCACUCUCAAACGCGGCAAGAAUCUCAUGUUCAACAACCGCCGCCGCGUCCCAGCCACCGCCUCCACCGUCUCGUCCCAGCCGCAGAAAGAAUACGAGUUUAGCUGCAGCGACACUCCAAACUACUCGUUCCCCUUUAGCAUGGCCGCUUUCAAGAAGAAGAGUCACCACAUUGGUCUCUUCGCCUGUGGUCAAGCGCCACCGACUCUCGACGACGAUACCUCCGCCUCCUUAGCCGUGCUGGAGCUUCUCAACGGCGUCGGAGUUCAAGAAGGCGGUAGUAAGACGCCGGCUUUGUCGGUCGAGGCUUUGAUGGCGUUGUCUCCUUAUAACUUGCCCCGGUUUGGACGGAGUUCUCCGUCAGUGAGACCUUUACGUGUGACGGACUCACCGUUCCCGUUAACGGAAGAUGGUGACGUGGCUAACGGACAUGUGGACAAAGCAGCCGAGGAGUUUAUAAUGAAGUUUUACAAGAACUUGAAUCAGCAAAAAAAGAUUGAGUUCUCACCUAAUUAAUAAAUCUUCUUUAUCAAAAAAUAAGAAAAAAAAAAUCUUCUUUUUCAUUUCUCUUCUGAAAUAUUUUCUCUCUAUUCGGCUAAAUUGGUUCUGAAGUUGUAAUAAUAUUUUUGGUGCGAGGAUUGGGAAUUAUUUUCUCAUUUCUUGAUGAAAUUAGAUUUACCAUUAUGAAUAAAAAAGUUAUUAGGUGACCAUUCUCUACAUUAGUAUGGAAAGUGUAAUGG